Molecule: messenger RNA, 2064 nt
Organism: Lodderomyces jiufengensis
Lineage: Eukaryota; Fungi; Ascomycota; Pichiomycetes; Serinales; Debaryomycetaceae
Gene: YME1
Product: i-AAA protease
Exons: 1
Coding region: 1-2064 (687 amino acids)
Biological process (GO): mitochondrion organization; protein quality control for misfolded or incompletely synthesized proteins
Cellular component (GO): mitochondrial inner membrane
Molecular function (GO): metalloendopeptidase activity; ATP binding; ATP-dependent peptidase activity
Source: RefSeq, a predicted model, not a curated record
AUGAAUAAACUUACUAAACUAAUACCCUUAACUCAAGGUAUAACCAAAACAAAUACAAAUUAUCUUAUAAAAAGAUCAUUAUCAACUAUUAUAUCUAGAUCUACAAAACAACAUUUUAAUUUAUAUAAAUCAAAGGCAAAUUCAAAAAAUUUUAUAAGAUCAGUCUCAAAUUCAACAAUAAACUUACUACAAUCACAGGAACAAUUGGCAAAUAACGAUUUAAAUAAUACUACUGCACAAUAUGAAUUUUAUAAAUCACUUUUAGCAAAUAAUUAUCCUCAUAUUGUUGUACAAAGAUAUGAAACUCCAGGUAUUGCAGCAUCAAAUGAUUGUACUCAAUUAUAUAUAGAAGCAUUAAAUAAAAUUGGUAAAAAGGGAAAAGCAGAACAAGUGGCAAAUGCAUUAAAUUCAAGUUAUCAUAAUAAUUCACAUCAAAAUACUAAUAGUAAUAGUAAUAAUAAUGGAUUUCCUCAUGGAUUUGGAUCACGAUAUGAACCAGUACAUGUUGUUGUAAGUGAAUCUUUAUUAACUAUAUUAUCAAAAUGGCUUAAAUGGUUAGUACCAGUUGCAUUAAUAACAUAUGGAGCAACAAAUGCUUUUAAUUAUCUUGUUGAAAAUGGUACAAUUUUUAAAAAUGCAGAAGUUAAUGAUAAAUCAGUUGAUGUUAGUCAAAGUACAGUAAGGUUUACAGAUGUUCAAGGUUGUGAUGAAGCAAGAGCUGAAUUAGAAGAAAUUGUUGAUUUUUUAAAAGAUCCAUCAAAAUUUACUGGAUUAGGUGGGAAAUUACCAAAAGGUGUUUUAUUGACUGGUCCACCAGGUACUGGUAAAACUUUAUUAGCAAGAGCAACAGCUGGAGAGGCAGGUGUACCUUUUUUUUUCAUGAGUGGUUCAGAAUUUGAUGAAUUAUAUGUUGGUGUGGGAGCAAAAAGAAUUAGAGAACUUUUCAGUCAAGCAAGAGAAAAAUCACCAGCUAUAAUUUUCAUUGAUGAACUAGAUGCAAUUGGAGGUAAAAGAAAUCCAAAAGAUCAAGCAUAUGCAAAACAAACAUUGAAUCAAUUGUUGGUUGAGUUAGAUGGAUUUAGUCAAACUUCAGGUAUAAUUAUAAUUGGUGCAACAAAUUUCCCAGAAUCUUUGGAUAAAGCAUUAACAAGACCUGGUAGAUUUGAUAAAGAAGUUAUAGUUGAUUUACCAGAUGUUAGAGGUAGAGUUGAUAUUUUAAAACAUCAUAUGCAAAAUGUUGAAACUGCUGAUGAUGUUGAUCCAUCAAUUAUUGCAAGAGGUACUCCUGGAUUAUCUGGUGCUGAAUUAAUGAAUUUAGUUAAUCAAGCAGCAGUCCAUGCAUCACAAUUAUCUGCACCAGCAGUUGAUAUGUUACAUUUUGAAUGGGCAAAAGAUAAAAUUUUAAUGGGAGCAGCUAAAAAGAAAAUGGUUAUAACUGAAGAAUCUAGAAUUAAUACCGCAUAUCAUGAAGCAGGUCAUGCAAUAAUGGCUAUGUUUUCACCAGGUGCUACACCAUUAUAUAAAGCAACUAUAUUACCAAGAGGUAGAGCAUUAGGUAUAACUUUCCAAUUACCAGAAAUGGAUAAAGUAGAUAUGUCAAAAAAGGAAUGUUUUGCAAGACUUGAUGUAUGUAUGGGUGGUAAAAUAGCAGAAGAAAUGAUUAAUGGAGCUGAAAAUGUUACAAGUGGUUGUUCAUCAGAUUUAUCAAAUGCAACAGGAGUAGCAAGAGCAAUGGUUUUAAGUUAUGGAAUGUCUGAUAAAAUAGGACCAGUUAAAUUAAGUGAUGAUUGGGAAUCAUGGAGUCCACAAAUUAAAAAUUUAGCUGAUAAUGAAGUACGAUCAUUUUUAGUAGAUUCAGAAGUUAGAACAAGAGAUUUAUUACAAAAAAAAUCUACAGAAUUGAAAAGAUUAGCUGAAGGAUUAUUAGAAUAUGAAACUUUAACUAAAGAAGAAAUGGAUAAAAUUGUUAAAGGUGAAAAAAUUAAUAAAGAAAAAACAAUAAGUAAUACUGUUAUAAAGAAAUCUUCUUCGACUAAUGAUAUAAAGAAUGUAAUUACUGCAUAG